AUGAGUUCGGCGUCGGCACCGGGACUUUCGGUGAAACUCCUGACGGCAAAUUAUUUCAGUUCAAACGUGGCGCUCCCGUCCUACUCGCUGGCGCUUAAGCCUCGUUCCUUGCUGGACAUCUCAGACACAAGAACACAGGAAGCGCUUGUUGUGAAAGAUCUCUUGUUUGUUUUGCUAGGGUACGAGGGGAACUACGUCCGUUACAGCGAGAGGUAUGAUGCUACACGAGUACAAGAUCGAAUUCGUGGUCCUGACUUUAAGACGGCUAAACACUUGAAUGUGGCCUUGAAGAGCAUCACCAAGAAACUAGCGACCUACGGCAAAUGGUUCUCGGGACUUGAUAACUUUGUUCAGAUAUAUGAUCAUCCGAAAUUGGGCAGAGUGAACCAGCGAUUGUGUUUUGAAAUCAAGCAAUUUUUGAAACAGUACCAGAGGCUUGUGCUUGAGUUUGAAAACCAUCUGAGGAGAGCUCAGCUUUCUGUUACGGAGAUGGAUAACUUGAUAAUGCAACGCUGUGCUAACACUAUGGCUCAUCUCUAUGAAAUCGCCAAUAAUAUACAUACGAAGACGGAAGAGCGUACGGAGUCUCCUAGCUUCAACUCAUUCCUCGACUUCGUGAAACAAGACCUCGAGAUGAACGGCUCCAUCAAUUCUUCCACCGAUACCAACAAGUUUAACAUGUGUAAAGGUGGCGUUGUGUUACAGCUUGUGACAGAACGAAUCAAUACAUACAAGGGAGAUUCCGAGGCCUUUCAGCUUCUAACACAGCUAUUUGACGCUAUUUCAACGGACUAUGUAUCGCUACUCAACCAAUGGCUCACAGAGGGCCAGAUUGACGAUCCUUUUGGUGAAUUUCUUAUCAAGAAGAACGACCUACCGACGAACAUCUUCUAUUCGAACAUGGAGAAGUACUGGAGCGAGCUAUAUGUUAUCAAGCUUGAUGGUGUACCGGAUCAGCUUGCAAAUAAGGAUAUUCAACAGAAGGUUUUGGCUACAGGCAAGUACCUUAACAUCUUUCGUCAAUGCAGCGGUAUCGUCACCUUUAUGAACCUCCCUGAGUUUGAGCAAGUGUCUACGAAUCCAAUUGGGAGUUUGUUUUCACCAGAUCUUCAUCUCAAGAUCAUUCACAGUUAUAAAUUGGCAAAUAAGCUCUUCUUGAGACUCUUACUUGAAGGUUAUCACUUCCAUAAUCUUGUUGAAGACCUUCACGAGACCUUCCUCUUGAAUCGCUCAUUCCAUAUCGACAAGUUUCUCACCUCAGCAUUCCACGACCUCUCCAGGGAUAAACACUCAGUGCCUACCGCCAGGGUCCAAAGGCUUUAUGAUCAGAUUGUUCGUAAGCCUCUGGAUAAACCAAAGGACGGCGACACGACGAUUUCAGACAUUCUUCCAUUCUGUGAAAGUUUCAACGUCGAUUCCAAUAACUUCUAUGAACUUGCCGAGGAAAUCAUAGCCAUUGAGUCGUUUGAUGCCGACAAAGAAUUGAAGGAUUCGGAAUCUGUAUCGAACGCCAUCAAGAGAAUCGUCAGCCAGUCCUUAUCUCGGCGUCAAGCAUCGCUGUCGGAAUCCGAGAGGCCGCCUCGUUCGCUGCAUGAUCUAGAUGCCAUUGACCAAUAUACUGUUGCCAGUGUCAAUGUUGAUUUAAACCUCCCAUUCCCAAUUAAUCUUAUCAUUGGCGAUAACUUUGUCUUUGAGUACCAGCUUCUUUUCAAACUCCAAAUGAUUUUGAAAUUUGCCAGUAUGUCCACUGACAGAACAUGGAAAGAAAUCAAUUUCUCGACGGUGUGGAGGUACAGAGGGUUCCAUCCAGCUGUUCAAGCGAACGUGGGAAGGUGCAGAGCGCUCAAUGCCAAUGUCAAGGGUUUCAUCAACACUCUUCAAAGCUACUUCAACUUCUCAAUUGUUGAGGAGAACUUUGAAAAGUUGCUGACUACCCUUGACAAAUACGCUCUCAAUGCAUCCAAAGAGAUAGCGCCUCAGCAUUUAAGCAACGACAAGAACUUCAUCAAGUCGUUCUUCAGCGGCAACGAUGUUUUUGAAGAGAAAAUCAACGCCAUGAACCAGAAGCAAGGCUCUACCACCCAAAAGCACAUCGACGAGAACUUUGACGAUGUACAAGAAUUAAAAAACCAUGUGGGAACAUAUCUCAACAACAUGUUGCGAGAUGCUAUGGUGACAGACGAGCAGCUUCUUCUGAGUCUACACAAUGUGUUAAACAUUGUCAUCCACAUCAACAACUACAUGAGCAGGCUCAAAAAGUCGUUGGUGUUGAUGGACGAGAGACAAUUUGCUGCAUUCAGAAGAGACAUGCCUGAACGGUUUGCUGACCUGGAGAUCAGUCCGGAAUUGAUUGGAUCCAGAGCGGCGUCGUUCAAACAGAUUGUGGAUGCUUACACAGAGACAUUCUACCAGGCGGCAAACGAUAUGUUGUUCUUGCUCCGCAACACAGACGCCAGCGAGAACCAGCAAUUGCUGGCAUUUGCUACGCAGCUCGAGGCGUGUGUGCCAGUGGGCAAAAAGUGA
Messenger RNA from Candidozyma haemuli, 2523 nucleotides. RefSeq lists its product as uncharacterized. Gene Ontology annotation, cellular component: gamma-tubulin complex; centrosome; spindle pole. Lineage: Eukaryota; Fungi; Ascomycota; Pichiomycetes; Serinales; Metschnikowiaceae. The transcript has a single exon. Gene Ontology annotation, molecular function: microtubule minus-end binding; gamma-tubulin binding. Gene Ontology annotation, biological process: microtubule nucleation; meiotic cell cycle; cytoplasmic microtubule organization. The coding region runs from base 1 to 2523 and encodes 840 amino acids. The record is from RefSeq and is a predicted model, not a curated record.